Molecule: messenger RNA, 861 nt
Organism: Anisakis simplex (herring worm)
Lineage: Eukaryota; Metazoa; Nematoda; Chromadorea; Rhabditida; Anisakidae
Source: the annotation of a GenBank genome assembly
AUGUCUUUAGUGAUGUUACAAUUUUCGUAUCACGCGAGAUGUUUUCAGCGAGAGGAUAACAAACCAGUCAAGCUACUUUCAUCAUCCAAUCCGUAUAGGCAUAAGUCGAAGGAUUCUCAGCAGUUAUCACAAAACCAGGAGUUGAUAAACGAACAACUGAAGAAUUUGCAACUGAAUCAAAAUCAGCUCUAUCAGCAACAAAUGCAAAACAAUGCUGUACAACAGCAGCAACAACAGCAACAGCAACAACUAGAAGAGCGACAAAAAUACGAGAGAAUGAUGCAAUUACAAAACAAUUUCAUGCAAUUCCAAUCACAACUCCAAAAUCAUGGUGCCUUCGUCGAUAACGCAAAUAUUCCUCAAAACAUGUUCGCAUCAAACUUUCAACUCAACAACCCAAAUCUUCCAAAUCAAACCGCAACGAACUAUCCAUUCAACAACAAUGCACCACCAUCCUUUACGGGUUUUGCUACACUCCAAUCACAACAACCAAAUAACGGUAUUAUCGACUUGAAUCGCGCAAAUAAUAACUGCAACCAAUUGCAAUUCCCAUCGAAUUUCACUGUGAACGCCCAGUCUACACCGCAACAGCCGUUCAUUGCAAGUCAACGUUCAGCAUUUCUAGGCAAUCAAGGAUAUACAAAUAAUGAACAGAUUCAGUUUCAUAAUCAAGCGCAGCCGUUCUACAAUCAGCAAAUGCAAAUGCCAUUUCAACCAAACGUACCAAUCAACAUGCAUUUCAACGGACCGCUACCUGCGUUCUACAUGCAGAAUAUGAAUGCAAAUGGUCUCGACUUCAUCAACGAUCCUAUGCGCAAUUUUAAUCCUGAAUUCAACAAUGCCGUGCCGAUUCGAUUCUGA